Molecule: messenger RNA, 1788 nt
Organism: Zasmidium cellare ATCC 36951
Lineage: Eukaryota; Fungi; Ascomycota; Dothideomycetes; Mycosphaerellales; Mycosphaerellaceae
Exons: 1
Coding region: 1-1788 (595 amino acids)
Biological process (GO): fluoride transmembrane transport
Cellular component (GO): membrane
Molecular function (GO): fluoride transmembrane transporter activity
Source: RefSeq, a predicted model, not a curated record
AUGGCCGCCGAAAGGUCUGUUCUUUACCCGGACGAGCCUGUCUUUGACGAAGGAGAGGAUGGCCGGCCCGACCACAGACGCGAGCGCAGGGAGUCCUCGAGUACGAUCAAUAGUAGCCGGCGACAGAGCUACUAUGACAGCCAACGCAUCAACCGCCGCUCAAGGCCACCUUCCGGAGCAAGUCAGGCCACCCAAGGCACUUCGAAAUCGAAAGGAAAGCGUGUCAGUUACCAGAAACCGGCCGAAUUCGGCAAUGUAGAUGAAAGUGCGGUACCGCGACCGGUACAACAGGACGACAACGAGCGGCCUCACCUCGAGGAUGAACGUGGCAGACAGCAACACCCUGGCGGUCUUGGCCUCCACCCUGUCCCAAACUUCAGUCAGCCUUAUGCCAUGCGCAGAAGGCCGAGCGGGUCUAACAGUCGCAACCAGAACAUCUCAGAGGUUGAGGCGUUGCCUCCGGUACCAAAGACUGAACGAUUCUCCGCCGCCACAACACAGGGCCAAAACACGCAGAGCAGGCCAUAUACCCAGGACGCCGAGCGCGCAGACUUGUCCGACUCAUCGAACGACCGGCCAUAUUCAAGCAGAUACCCAAGAGACUACAUGCCUGCUUCCAGUGCAGUCCCCAGAUGGCUGACGGAAAUCUACACCAUCUCGUACCUGAUCUUCUUCGCUAUCUUUGGGACGUUGGCGCGACUUGGCGUGCAAUGGAUCACCUUCUACCCUGGAGCACCUAUAACAACACCUGUGAUAUGGGCGAACGUGGGUGGAUCAUUUAUCAUGGGGUUCCUAUCCGAAGAUCAAGGACUCUUCAGGGACAAGUCUAGAGAUGAAGCCGGGCAAGAAGACAAGCACGCUGACCUUGAGACCAUCAACAAGGCGGAAUUGUUGAAACGCAAGAAGACCAUCCCAUUGUACAUCGGCUUGGCGACCGGCUUCUGUGGCAGCUUCACAUCCUUUUCCAGCUUUGCGAGAGACUUCUUCCUGGCCAUGUCGAACAACCUCCUAUCGCCAGUCAGCCAUCCGUAUCCCGCAGCGGCCGGCGCAGUCGUACCCAGCUCAUACGUGGGCAGAAACGGCGGCUACUCCUUCGAGGCCAUCCUCGCCGUCAUCUUCUCAACUCUCGCCCUCUCACUCGGCGCCCUCCUCGUCGGAGCCCAUGUCGCCGUGUUCCUAGAAGGCUACACGCCAUCCCUCCCCGUCAACUUCGUCCGCAGAAUCCUAGAUCCAUUGAUGAUCUUCCUGGGUUGGGGUUGCUGGCUAGGCGCAAUCUUCAUGAGCAUCUGGCCUCCCGAUCGACCAGGCGGCCCCUCGUCACGCGGAUCCUGGGCAAACGAAUCGUGGCGCGGCGAAGUCCUCUUCGCGCUCGUAUUCGCUCCCCUAGGAUGCUUACUACGCUUUUACGCGAGUUUGAAACUGAACGGCUUGGUCGCUUCCUUUCCGCUGGGAACAUUCGCCGUGAAUAUGCUCGGCACCGCCAUCGAGGGCAUGUCCUACGACAUCCAGCACGUCGGCGUGGGCGCACACGGCAUGAACGGCGGUGGCCGUAUCGGCUGCCAGAUCUUGCAAGGCGUUAUGGAUGGGUUCUGCGGGUGCCUGACCACGGUCAGCACGUGGGUGUCGGAGAUCAAUGGUUUGCAGCGGAAGCAUGGUUACCUGUAUGCAUUUACGACCGUGGUGGGUGGGUUGUGUUUGAUGACUAUCAUUAUGGGGAGUGUACAGUGGUCGCAUGGGUUCUCGGAGCCGGUUUGUAAUACUGGAUACUCGUCGAAAGUACAUGCUUGA